AGAUCACCUCAAACCUCUCUUUGCACCACCUUAUUUCAUCUCUUUGUUGAGAUAUGGCCAUGAGAGUCGGCGUUGUUCUUCUCGUUCUAGCUUUCAUUUCAGGAACAUCUCUUGCGGCAAGAAUCAUCGUCGGCGACGCGGCACAUUGGACCUUCGGCUACAACUAUACAGACUGGGCGAUCAAGAAUGCCCCGUUCUACCGAAACGAUAUCUUGGUGUUCAUGUACGAUCCUCCGAACAGUACCACGUUCCCGCACAGCGUGUACCUGUUGAAGAGCCUACGUAGCUUCGAGGCCUGCGACCUGAAGAAGGCGCAGCUUGUGGCCAACGUCGUGCAAGGAGGUGGCGCUGGCUUCGAGUUUGUGCUGAAGAGGAGGAAGCCUCACUACUUUGUGUGUGGAGAGCGCGGUGGCAUUCAUUGCACCGUUGGGCUCAUGAAGUUCUCUGUGCUGCCUGUAAGGAGGUCUUGCCAAGCUUGAGGGAUCACUUAAGAAGAUGUAGCUUUAUUUAGAGUUUAAGAUAAAUCCCUAUUUCUAAGUGGAAAAAUAA
This is a messenger RNA of Musa acuminata subsp. malaccensis (wild Malaysian banana), 549 nucleotides long. RefSeq lists its product as uncharacterized. NCBI's taxonomy places the organism in Eukaryota, Viridiplantae, Streptophyta, Magnoliopsida, Zingiberales, Musaceae. The record is from RefSeq and is a predicted model, not a curated record. Gene Ontology annotation, molecular function: electron transfer activity.